ACAAGCAGCAGCUAAAUGGUUUAGCAAUCCACAUAAUUCCCCAUCAGGUGUAUGAACAGGACAUAAAAAACCCCAUGAUCUUACGAAGACCAGCAAGGGCAGAACCUCGAUGAACAGCUCUAAAAUGUGAAAUGAAUCGCAGAAAAUUUAUCCUUUCUGCCUGAACAGUCAUUCCAGCUCUCUAACAACCAGAUUUUGAUUUUCAAUAGGGUCAUAUCUCUCAAUAUUCAAUAAGACAAGUUGUUAUCAAAUUGUAUCAUGGUAUCGGAGCUAAGGCUCUCAAAAACCUAGCCUCUCUCUUUUUUUUUCCGACCGCCGCCCACCAUGGCAGCCCCGUCGGAUCCUUUGGCGUCCUUACCCUCCGGAGUAAAACUUUUACUUCGGAGUCUCCACAACUUAAUCCCAGAAAAACUCACCGAAACAAAUUAUCCGGCAUGGUCUCUCAAUGUCCAGACAGCUCUUUCAGCUAAUCUCCUCCUUGGAUGGAUUGAUGGUCAUGAAGCAGCCCCGGCGCCAACUAUCUCUAAAAACGAUAAAACCGUCCCUAAUCCAGAGUAUACCUCCUGGACCAUCGUUGACACACAGAUCCGCGCCUGCCUCCUAGCGGUCAUCAGCCCCUCCGUUCACAAACAUGCUCGCGGCUUCACCACAUCCGCUGCCCUCUGGGAUGCUUUGGCCGCACGGUACAACUCCGUGUCCACCGCUCAUGUUUAUCAGCUUCGGGACAAACUCCACACUCUUCGUAAAGGCUCACAUGCUCCUGUCCCACUGACGGUCCAACCCCAGACCCGUCCCACCAGUCACGGACGACAGCCCGACACCCUCCCUAUGGACACGCCACAGACGGUCCAACCCCAGAACCGUACCCCAACCCACCCUCGACCGUCACCUACUCCUCUCCAAAACACACAAUCGGUUAACCGACCCCCGCCCCAAAACACACACACCAUGCAAACCCGAGCCAAAUCUGGAAUUUUCAAACCUAAAGCCUAUACCAUUACCACCCUUGAUACUACCCCACCUACCACUGAGCCUAGCACUUACCGCCAAGCCUCUGGUAAUAGUUUUUGGUGUCAGGCUAUGGAUGAGGAGUUUAUUGCUUUGAAUGAGCAACGUACAUGGGACUUGGUUCCACCACCCAAGAACCGCACUCCGAUUGGUUGCAAAUGGGUGGCCUUGGAUUCAAGUGCUGCAUUCAUGAUACCAGCUUGUUCACCAGACACUGCUCUCGGCCAUAUCUCUCAAUAUUCAAUAAGACAAGUUGUUAUCAAAUUGUAUCAGUCUCCUCUGUUCUCGGCAUCCUUCCCGGCGCUGUAUCCCAAGGCGCCGUUUGCCUUGACGGCAGCCCGCCGGCUUACGAAUGGGAAGCCGGAAAAGGACGAGCAGGGGCGACGAACUGGGUCGUUUUCAUCCAAGGCGCCGGCUGGUGUGUGAACUCCACCAUGCAUCAAACUCCCGAUGGUUCUGUUCAGAGCUGUGCCAACC
Cuscuta campestris is the source of this 1485-nucleotide messenger RNA. Lineage: Eukaryota; Viridiplantae; Streptophyta; Magnoliopsida; Solanales; Convolvulaceae. The record is from the annotation of a GenBank genome assembly.